AUAUUCAACUUGUCAAACAUUACUCUAGAUCCGCAUUAUAUUCCUUACAGAAAUUAGAAUUGUUACUCUUCAAGAAUUAAAACUAUGGAACUAUGGAUUGUCAUUCUUCUCCUCUGUUUCAAAACAGAAUUUGUUGAUGGUCACUAUAAGAGAUGGAUUCGGAAUACAAACUUUGGCAACAACUUAAAUUGGAAUACUGGAAGAUCCCCAUGUGGGGAUGAUAGUGUAGUGAUCCCAACUGAAUCUCCACCAGUUUUCAUCAAUAUCAAUACAACUAUGAAAGAAAUUGUAUUCCCCAAGAAUGGAAUGCUAAUUCUGAAUUCAUUCAUGGAACUAGGAUUCACUUCUAACCCUAGUACAAGCUGUGCUAAUUCUGGUCAAGAGGUAGAAUUCAAUGCCACCUAUGGAAGAGAAUGGGUAGAUCCUGCAAAUUGGUGUGUUGCAAAAUCAAGAUCAGACAAUUGUGAUGCUGACUAUCAUUCUUUGGAUUCAGAAAAGGUUCCAUGUCCAACUGAUGAUGUGGUUUUCCCACCAGGAAACAGCUACUAUAUUGACCUCAGCACGGAUAUGGACCUUACUGUGAAUUCUAUUUAUUUCAUGGGACUGUCUUUCUCAACAAACACGUUUUCCAACUUCAUAAACUCCAAGCAAGGCAAAACAUAUUUCAAGUCUUAUAAACCUGAUGAAAAUGAGUCCCACAUGACAAUAAGAAGACGACCAUGUAUUGAUCCAGCUAGCUGUGAUUGUGGCAACUACAGAAGCCCGAUCUUUGACAAUAUAUGUAAAAUGCAUUCACCAUUCUGCAAGAAACCACAGUGCCAGUCCCCAGUAAGACCAACAGGACAUUGCUGCAACAUUUGUGGGGCUAUUCUAAAAUGCAAGUACGAAAAUGGUUUCAGUUAUGAUCGAUUAGUUGAUGAUAUUAAAAAGAAAUUCCUCCAGAAUGAGGGUAAUGUAAAAUUCAUAGUGUCAAGAAUCGAUAAUGACAUACAGCUAACGCUUAUGGAUAUUACUGGAGAACAUAGUGUGAUUAUUGGUCAGAAAAUAUAUGAGGACAUCAUUGAUGACAUAAAGCACGGAGGUUACAAAUACAUAUUUUCAGCAGUUGAGAUAAAAGUUUCUGGAACGCCAAGAAACAAGAGACCUUCGGAAACAACAAAGACAUCGACGACAUUGACAACAACAACAAAAACACCAGCAACAGUGUCAUCAACUAUAAUAAAACCAAAACAAACAUGGACAACAACAACAAAAACAACUGGUACUACUACAACAACAACAACACAAAGAACAAGUCAAAAGACAACUACACAGGGCUAUGGUAAACCCGAGAGUGGUCGUAACAUAAAGGCUGAACCUAUAGGUGGAUUUUCAACUGCUGCAGUCCUUGGAUUCACUUUGGGCAGUCUGAUAUUGCUUCUAUUGAUUGUUAUCUUACUUCUCCUCUACAGAAGAGGUAACAUGCGUAAUUUUUCCAAUCCUUUUACAUCAGGACAAUUCUUUCCUAACAUUCACAGCAGAUUUAUUAAUCAAGACAAUGUCCCAUUAGAUGAUUUACCAAGUCCAACAUAUCAUAACGAAGGAGGAUUUCAAAAUCCAGUUUAUGGUGCUGAAUCAACUAACCGCUCGGCCAGUGGAGGAAAUACAAAUAAUGCGUACAACAACCAAGAAUUCAAUAACCCACUUUAUAGUUCAGAUUUGAACCAAGAAACUUUGUUCGAUGAUCCCAGCAGAAUUUCCCCAUCUCUCUCUUUGGAACCUACUAACGAUCCUGCUGAGUUGCAAGACAGCACAAUCUAAGGAAGGAGUCGAGGAAGAAAAUAUUUUUAAAGUUACUUUAGAUUAUCAUCAUCAACAUCUGUUGAACAUACUGUCAGCUUUGUCUAUCGGUUAUUAUUGUUUCUUUAUAGAUUAACCAAAACAUUUAAAAGUCUAAAAUGUGACUUGUGUAACAAUAUACAUGGAAUAAAUAUUCUCUAAUCAUCUUGCAUAUAUCAAA
This is a messenger RNA of Octopus sinensis (East Asian common octopus), 1999 nucleotides long. Its product is annotated as protein amnionless. The transcript is spliced from 13 exons. Gene Ontology annotation, cellular component: apical plasma membrane; endocytic vesicle. Lineage: Eukaryota; Metazoa; Mollusca; Cephalopoda; Octopoda; Octopodidae. Gene Ontology annotation, biological process: receptor-mediated endocytosis; intracellular protein localization. The coding region runs from base 85 to 1800 and encodes 571 amino acids. The record is from RefSeq and is a predicted model, not a curated record.